This is a messenger RNA of Episyrphus balteatus (marmalade hoverfly), 1552 nucleotides long. RefSeq names its product maltase A2-like. Gene Ontology annotation, biological process: carbohydrate metabolic process. Lineage: Eukaryota; Metazoa; Arthropoda; Insecta; Diptera; Syrphidae. The transcript has 6 exons. The record is from RefSeq and is a predicted model, not a curated record. The coding region runs from base 35 to 1525 and encodes 496 amino acids.
CACUGAAGGUCUCGAUUACUUGAAGGAAAUUGGCAUGACAGCCACUUGGUUGUCACCAAUUUUCAAAUCUCCAAUGGCAGACAAUGGCUAUGAUAUUUCCAACUUUACCGAUAUUGAUCCAAUUUUCGGAACAUUGGGUGACUUCGAUCUAAUGAUGAAGAAAGCCAAGGAAAUUGGUAUUAAAAUUAUUCUGGAUUUCGUACCAAAUCACUCAAGUGAUGAAUGUGAAUGGUUCCAAAAGUCUAUCAACCGUGAAGAUGGCUAUGAUGAUUUCUACAUUUGGGCUGAUGGUAAAGAUGAUCCUGAGAAUCCUGGAAAAAAAUUACCUCCAUCCAACUGGGUUAGUGUUUUUGGCGGAUCAAUGUGGACAUGGAACGAAAAACGUCAACAAUUCUACCUUCAUCAAUUCAUGGACCAACAACCUGAUUUCAACUUCAGAAAUCCAAAAGUCCGUGUUGCUAUGUUGGAAGUUUUGAAAUUCUGGCUUGAUCGUGGUGUAGCUGGUUUCAGGAUUGAUGCUGUUCCUCAUAUGUUUGAAAAUAUCAAUGAAGAUGGAACUUUUCCAGAUGAGGACCCAAACAUUCAUGUAGAAACUCAAGAUCAGUACGAAACUGUUGAAUUAUUGUACGAAUGGAGAGCAUUUUUGGAAUCUUACCAAAAACAAAAUGGUGGAGACACAAGAAUCUUGCUGGCUGAAGCUUAUUCAUCACUUGAAAUGCUUGAUAAAUAUUUCGGAAACGGAACACACUUCGGUGCCCAAAUUCCAUUCAACUUUGCUCUUUGGGGUUUGGACAAUACUACAAAUGCCAGAGAUGCUCAAAAAAUGGCUGAUGGUUGGAUGAAUGUUAUGUGGAAGAAGCAUAAGACAGCCAAUUGGGUGACUGGUAACCAUGAUAUGGGAAGAAUUGUCGAUCGUAUUGGACAAAACAAGAAGCAUUUGGCUCAUUUCUUGCUAACUGGAUUGCCCGGUGUUACUAUUACCUACUACGGUGAAGAAAUUGGAAUGUCCAAUGUUAUCACUUGCACAAACUGUACUUACUCAGAAAGUCGUUCCUACUCAAGGUCUCCCUUCCAAUGGACUGACGAAGUAUCAGCUGGAUUCUCUUCAUCCAACGAAACAUGGUUGCCAGUAGCUGAAGAUUAUAAAAUUGUCAAUGUUAAGGAGCAACGAAAACAUCCAAGAAGUACUUUGAAUAUUUUCAAAGCUUUGCAAAAAUUGAAGAAUACACCAGCAUUCAAGGCAUUCAAGGAUAAGAAUGGUUUUAGCUAUAAACCAGUUAACGAUAAUGUUUUCCAAAUUAUUCGUCGUAAUAAACAUGAGGAAUAUCGUUUCUUAAUGAACUUUGGUGACAAAGUUGAAAAAGUUGGUAAACUAAUUUCUUCGUGGUUUAACAAGAACGAAUUGGUGGAAUACACUGUUGUUAGCGAAAAAUCUCACCACCAUAUCGGUGAUAAAGUGAAAUUGGGAAAAGUUACCCUGAUGCCAGUUGAAGGAAUUGUCUUGAAGAGAGUUUACAAACACUAAAGAAAAGUAGUUUGGACUUUUCGAAGC